Molecule: messenger RNA, 1752 nt
Organism: Hyla sarda
Lineage: Eukaryota; Metazoa; Chordata; Amphibia; Anura; Hylidae
Gene: AGMO
Product: alkylglycerol monooxygenase
Exons: 14
Coding region: 132-1475 (447 amino acids)
Biological process (GO): lipid biosynthetic process
Cellular component (GO): endoplasmic reticulum
Molecular function (GO): oxidoreductase activity; iron ion binding
Source: RefSeq, a predicted model, not a curated record
CGCCUUUUUCCUGCAGUCUCCGCUCACGGGUCCCGGAGGUUGUUAUCUCAGCCGCUGUCCGGUGGGGAGAUCUUGGAUUUCACUGAAGAGCUGUCAUCCCGGGUCUGACAGCUGCCAAAAUCUCAUCAGCCAUGGGAGGGUUCACGGGACAGAGCAACAUAUCCGUCUCCAAGGGCGUCCGGAUGAUGUUCUAUAUGUUACAGCCAAAUGAGACCUCUUUUAAAACUAUAGAGGAAGUGCCAGAUUACGUGGAUAAGGCGACUGCUUAUUUUCUUGUUAUGUUGGGGCUGGAGAUGAUAGCCAGUUGGGUUUCGAAGGGUCGACCGCUCCGCAUUAAUGAUGGACUGACGUCCCUUUCGGCAGGAGUUAUGUCUCGUCUGCCAGAUGUUGCCUUCCGAGGUGUUGAGGUGACCACGUACAUCUACGUAUGGAAUCACUAUAGAAUAGCAGAACUGCCGUGGGAGUCUCCUUGGACCUGGUGGUUGACAUUCAUUGGUGUAGACUUUGGAUAUUAUUGGUUCCACAGAAUGGCGCAUGAAGUGAACAUCAUUUGGGCCGGUCACCAAACUCACCACAGCUCGGAGGAUUACAACCUAACUACAGCUCUACGGCAGUCCUUCCUACAGAAGUAUUUUUCUUGGAUGUUCUACUGGCCGAUGGCCUUCUUCAUCCCCCCGUCUGUGUUCGCUGUCCAUCUCCAGUUCAAUCUCCUGUACCAAUUCUGGAUCCACACCGAGUUCAUAAACAGUCUUGGUCCAUUGGAACUGAUUCUCAACACUCCAAGUCAUCACAGAGUCCAUCACGGUAGAAAUCCGUACUGCAUAGAUUCUAACUAUGGCGGCACGCUGAUCAUCUGGGACCGGAUAUUUGGAACUUUUGUGCCGGAAAAAGAGAAAGUGGUUUACGGUCUGACCCACCCGAUAAACACGUUCGAGCCAUUUAAAGUCCAGUUGCAUCAUUGUAUCUAUAUCUGGAGAACAUUCUGGAGCACUCCUGGCUUCUGCAACAAACUGUCCGUAAUAUUUAAAGGACCAGGAUGGGGACCAGGAAAACCUCGGCUUGGACUUCCGGAGGAACUUCCAAAGGUUACCGGGGAUGAAAAACCCUAUGACCCGCAGGCGUCAGUCUUCAUGCAGUUAUAUGGGGCGAUCCAUUUUAUUCUCCUACUGGCCAUCUAUCAGCACAUGUUUGAAGCAAAAUUUAUAUUGACACAGAUAACGCUUCUUGGGAGGAUCCUGUACAUUCUCCUGACCCUAACAGCUCUGGGGUUCCUCCUGGAGAAGAGACCAAAAGCAGCCAUCUUGGAAACCAUCCGUUGUUCUACUUUCCUGUUGCUUCAGAAAUUUGGCUACUUAACCACAGAUAUUCCCAAUCUGACAAAUAUAUGUGAGGCGAUAUUUUUAAUUUGCACUGUUGUAUGGGGAAUACAAGCCAUGAGACAACUCUUCACCAAGAUUCCGGAGAAGCAGGAGUGAUACUUCAGAACAUUCAGAAAAUGGCGACCUAUAGAUUCUAUCCCAUGAAUUUAACCGUCAGCGUUUUCGGAUAUUUGUAAAGAAAAGUGAGAAAACCUCAGAGAUGAGAAUAUUCAUUGUAAUGACAUCACCAGAAGGGGUGAUAUAUAAGUCGGGUGAUUCCUGUCAUCUAAUGACUGAGCAAUAAUUAGCGAAAUGAAGAAAUAUUCAAUGGGAUAAAAUGUUUUUAUCUGUAAAUAAUUUGUACAAAAUCAUUUUAUAAUAAAUAUAUAAUUCU